Molecule: messenger RNA, 1722 nt
Organism: Ruditapes philippinarum (Manila clam)
Lineage: Eukaryota; Metazoa; Mollusca; Bivalvia; Venerida; Veneridae
Product: hematopoietically-expressed homeobox protein HHEX homolog
Exons: 4
Coding region: 278-1492 (404 amino acids)
Biological process (GO): regulation of DNA-templated transcription
Molecular function (GO): sequence-specific DNA binding; DNA-binding transcription factor activity, RNA polymerase II-specific
Source: RefSeq, a predicted model, not a curated record
AAAUUCCACCAGUAUUCGUCUUGUCAAAAUCUUCUAGUCAAAAUUAAUUGGAAUCAGUUUCAGAAAUACGAUUUACAUAGUCUGUAGACAGGUCGUGGAAUCCAAGAAAAUUUUAAUCCGAAAAAGUGAGUUUCUUUACAGAAAUUUUAGAAAGUUGAUUAAAUAAACCAAUCUUUUAAUCUUAUUAAAAAAAAGAAAGAAUAACAUGUGUAUGGAAAUAUAACUGAUUUUCUAUUGGAAUUUUACUAUUUGUGACUGUGAGCCGACCAAAAUAUUCAUGAAUUAUAAAAUGUUCUUAAGCACAUGCUCCGGGUGCGUCGAGGUACCAACCCCGAUUUACUACUGGAACCCGUAUGUUGCACAUGCGUAUUCAAAAAGUUCAGCGUUUCAAAUUGCAAAUAUUUUACAAUUGUCGCAAAAUACAGCCGACGUUUCAAAACAUGACAAAAGAACGACUGCGGAAAACUUGCAACAGCGUCGUCAGGAAGCCAGGCAAAACUAUUUGUACGAACGAAAAAAGGAGGACAUAGAAACACGGAGAGAUUUUCAGAGAUUUGACGACUCUCUCUCUAGCCGCGUUUUAGACUUUUCAAGAAAGAAGGGUGAUAAAUGCACAUUGCCAUCUGCGCUCGAACCUCUUCAAGCAUUGUGCAGCGAAGGGCCUCGUGGCUACAGAAGUUCAUCUCCGAAUACAACAAAAGGCUCGAACUGUACACAGGCAUCGCCUACACCAACACGGGAACUUAAAUUCGGUAUCAGUCAAAUAUUGUCGGAGGACUUCGGAAAAGAAAAAACAGAUAAAGAAAAUUCUCCAGGCUAUACUGAGACUGAGGAUACUGUAUACCGUCCUCGACGAUGUGAAUGCACGUAUGAUGGCUGUAACUUGUACCGAGAACAUUCACGGUACCCAGCUCACGCGCUGUCCGCCGUGCACGCGCUUCAACCUCCCAAAUAUCCUACCUCACCACUCGGAACUGACGUCUUACCUGGCCCAUAUUCUGUGUUGAAUACAGAGGUCAACGUUGGCCCACAAUCAAAGAGGAAACGCUCGUGGUCACGUGCAGUGUUCUCAAAUCUACAAAGGAAAGGUUUAGAGAAAAGAUUUGAGGUACAGAAGUAUGUCACCAAACCUGACAGACGACAACUUGCAGCUAUGCUUGGUCUUACAGACGCACAGGUGAAGGUCUGGUUCCAAAAUCGACGAAUGAAAUGGCGGCAUGCUCAGCAGCAAAUUAACGCGGAAGAAGAGUCAAACGACAAUGUGGCAGACGACAAAAUGCUUAUAUCCGAUGAAGACCGGAACAACCCAAAAAUUGUUCAAAUGGCGGUUGGAAAUGACAGUAAUUUAGGAACUCAUGAAGAAAUUCUGGUUUCGGAAGAUCUAUCAUCAGACGAUGACGACGACGAAAAUGAAAACAUUUCUGUUACAGACAUUAAAGAGGAUAUUUCUGUGAACACAUGUCACCAAAUGAACGUGGAAAAUGGACUGUAGUAUUCAUGUAUGUGUGGUGUUAAUUCUUAUAAAAACUAUAUCCUUCCGAUUAGAAAAUGAUCUUAUUAGUAAUUGAGCAUAUAACAGCAUUAUACCAAUGAACUUUUAACAAUGAAAGCAAAGUAAUGAUUUACUUAGUGAUGUUGUAAAAGCUUGUCAUAUAUGAUGAAAAAGAAGGGUGAUAAAUUUAUUCUACAUGUCAAUUAUAAGAAAAUAAAAGUAGAGAUAUA